This is a messenger RNA of Aethina tumida (small hive beetle), 2844 nucleotides long. RefSeq lists its product as uncharacterized. NCBI's taxonomy places the organism in Eukaryota, Metazoa, Arthropoda, Insecta, Coleoptera, Nitidulidae. The record is from RefSeq and is a predicted model, not a curated record. The transcript is spliced from 5 exons. The coding region runs from base 579 to 1937 and encodes 452 amino acids.
AAGCAGGUGGGAAAAGGCGAAUCGGCCGAAGGAGUCCGCGAAACGGUAUCGGCAACGUCGUCGUGUUAUGUGGAAGACCAGAACGAGCCGGGACACGACAGUGUUUGUUUUCCCCGUUUCAAAGUCGACUGGUGCGUGUUUGUGUACGCGAAUCACCUCCACCGCUGGCUCCACCGUAUCAACGAACAGUGCAGAUCCGCUCUGCAACCGUGGCGAAAUGCAAAAUUGAGAGCGUACACACGCCAAGUGCUAAAAGUGCUACCGAUUCGGCACCGACCGUGACCCACACUCCCGCUUGAAUGACCGUCCGAGGGGGUGGUUUGUUUUCCCACCCGGAUUGAUACGCGUUCGGGUCCCGCAGACGUUUGCGAUUGAUCGGCCGAGGAGUUCCCAUUCGAUAUAUAAGAAAAAAAACGAACGGUAGACCUAACUAACGAUUGGAAUUCAAGCUUCUGAAUCGACAGAUGGCGAUGCGAGAACAGCGUCCGGGAACGUAGUGCGCAUCCCGACCAACCAGAUAAAAUGACUUGAGUGUUGCGCGCGGUCCGGAUCGACGGCACUGAAACUUAUUCGUAACGAUGGAUUCGAUGCGACUAUCGACCGUGAUCGUGGUGAUUUGUGCGGUUAGCGCCCUGUGCUACCCCUCGAAGCCGCUGAACGAACGGUCUCCAGAACUGGCCUGGCAGGCCUGGCUGUUGGUGGACGACCAGAACCAGAACGGCAAACAGCAGAACGACGACGGCGGCCAGACGAUGCGCAGACGGAUCACUCCCAAGUCAGUUUUUAUAGCUCCCACAUUUAGUCCGGAAAGUUUACCGCCGUGCGCAGACGGCUACGCAUCUGACCCGAUGGGCCGUUGCAUGAAGAUCUUCAAGGUGGAUGAAGAUGCGCAUCUUCAAUUCCUCCUGCAAAAGAUCACCGACAAGUUCGGCAAUACAUACUCAAACGAUUACGACUACGAGGACGAGGACGAGGCCACCUCCACACCCGGACCUUUUCAACUCAAUAUCCCGCUGGGCGGACUUGAGACCGCCGCCUCGGACGAAUCCAAGGUGGUUGCGGGCGACGACGACGAAAUGGACAUGGCCAUUGUGGUUGCACCGACCAACUCCAAUUUCAAUCCACAGGAAGCAAUAUCGAAAUUGGAUAAGCAAAGACGUGGCGGUAUCCAACAAACAACAGACUCACAAACGCAAAUGCCAGAAAAGCCGGAAGACAAGCAGGAAGUCAAUACCGAAGCAUCGUUCAUAGACGAAAUACAAACAACAACAGAAACAACAACAACCGAAAUUGAAAGUACUACCUCAAGUACAACGAUGGAAACAACCACGGACUUCACAACAGUAACACCAACAACUGAAUCGACUACAUCGACAACAGAAAUCGAUUUAGAAACGACCACAAUCACAAAUCUCGAACUGGAAGAAACCAGAACGGAAUUAAUGGACGAUUACACGUCGACAACUACCGAAUCAACAACAACAACAGACUUACCUGUAAAAGAAACCACCACUAUUAGUCAAAAAUUUGAAAAAAUCAAAUUUCCAGAUAGCGAUCCACAAUUAUUUGACUCACCCAAGGGCAUGAUUCGGUUUCCAGAUGAGCCGGAACCGGAAGCGGCGCCCUUGCACCACACUAGAGACUUGUCCAGCCAAAUGAGACAGUUCAGCAAUACGGACCCGUGGCGCGAUCCGGCCAAAUACGACAACGACGUCACCCAAACGCAAAAGGUUAAGUUUCCUUCUGCGCACGCGAACUGGGGCCCGCAUUCUCAGCCGCAUAAUAUACAAAAGCCGCUGGUGCUCAGGUUUUCGAGGAAGAACUCCUACGUGGAUCCUGACCAGUUCAAACAGCCCGACUUCUACAGGACAUUACCUUUAAACGAGCUCAAUUAUAUAUUCGGUUUCAAAAAUCGACACAGGCCCCCUAAUCGGUAAUGAUUAGCUUCUAGAACCUCGGUGGUUUACUACAUUAAUGUGAUUAAUUAUAUUCGAGUUAGGUUCUAGAUUAAGGUGUAUAUAGUAUAUUUAAUGUACCACUUCUAUAGCCAUCACUUAUGAAAUGUUUGGGAUAGAAAAAUUAAUCGUGAAUGUGAUUUUGUGCUUGUUUCCCGUUUUUUACAUUUGAACUGUAUAUUGAAUCUUUGUACAUAAGUUUUUCUGCCGUAUUUUCAAUUCCCAAACAAAAAACAAACAUGAAUGGAACAGACAAGUACAAUAUAUUUUUAUGAGUAAGUAUUUUAUCUUUUAGAAUUAGUAUUCACACUCUCGAAUAUUUUAACCUGAAAAACCGUACUAAUGUAUUCAUUAGUGUUGUCAUGGCACUUAAUAACAAAAUGUUGCACAAAGAUAAAUUUGUUUAGUUUAUUUGGUCGGGCGUUGUUGCUGAUACAUGGAGUCAAAUUGUUACAUAAAAGAUGCGUAUUUUUCUGAAAUGCAAUCUGCGCUCCUAUAAAAUAAUCACAAAUCCACUAAUUUCAGUAUUAUAUUAUACCGCAUAUAAUAUAUUUAAAUUAAUUAAAAGCAAAUGAUCCAAUGUAAGUAUAUCUUAUAAUUUAGUUAAUGUCAGUUUUGUAAAUAAUAGUUAUUGUGAAUAUUUUAAACUUAUAGAUUUAUAACAAAAUAAUUGAUGUGAUUAUGUCUAAUUAUGAAAAACACAUUGUGGAAGGAAAAUUGUUCGUAAUAUACAUCAGGAUGUGUACAAAUUUGUAUAGUCAGUAGUGUUUUAACUUUGUAGAAUUAUAGUCAUUUUUUAUUAGAAAAAUUGUAUGUUAAGUUAAAAUAUUUAUUCUCUUAUAUUUUUGUUAUAUAUUUGUGCCAGUAUGCCAAUAAAAUAUUAUUCAAA